AUACAACCGUUGUGAUUGUUAUAAUUUAUACUAUAGUAAUUGAUAAAUAAUGACUGUUUUAUUGACACAAUGACACAAUGACACAGUCUUGAUCAUUAUUUGUGUCGAAUAUGGCCGACUGUCGUGAGGUCCACGUUAUAAUGACAGUGUUUGAUUGCCAAUAACCAUAGAGAAACAAUAGCGUUUAUAGGCAAUUAUAUUAUUAUGUGAAUAUGUCGGAGACUUGAAACGGUGAGAGAGAAGAAUGAGAAACAAAAGAGAUAGAUAGACUGAACCAUAACUUGGGGCUUAAUUCUUUCAAGAAACUUAAUUCAAGUUCAACUUUUGAAGGAAUUGGGAAUGUUGUUGACUCGAGUUAAGUUCCUGAGGAACCAAUAUUGUGCUGGUUUUGCUGCCAAUGCGACGAUACUGCUAUGCGGGAGCUGCUUUGUAUGGGUGACCCCUCUGCUUCCCCGAUUAUCCGAUCAAGCAGGCACUUCUCCACUGGUUAGCAUGACUCCUACUCAGCAAUCUUGGCUGGUCGCGCUCUAUGAGGUGGGCGCCCUAGCUGCUCCGAUCCCGGCCGGCUUCCUGGCAGACAAGACGGGUCGUCGGGUGGCGAUGUUGGCAGGAAUGCCGUUGCUUCUUUUUAGCUGGUUGGCUGUCUUCAGUUUCCGAAGUGUUCAAGGAUUCUACGCUGCUAGGCUCCUACAAGGCACAGCACUUGGCUUCCUUGGAACCGCAGCUGGCAUCUACAUCAGCGAAAUCACUUCUGCGCAUGCGCGAGGUACGAUGACGUCACUGCAACAGGGCAUGUGGUACUCAGGAUUUCUCCUCCAAUACAUCACCGGCUCCUACCUCACCUAUGACGUCAACGUACAUGUCAACCUUACUCUCACUGUCGCACUAUUUAUGUAUCUGAUAAUAUUCCAGCAAGAAACGCCCUACUAUCUGGUCAAAAUCGGUGAAAAAGAGCGUGCAUUUAAGUCUCUAAUGAAUCUGCGGGGGAAGACAUUGUACGACGAUCUGACGGAAACAUAUGGGGAGAUGUCACAGAUUGUGGAGAGUGUCGAGAUGGAGCGAAACUGUGGCAAGGUUAGUGCGUCACAGAUUGUCAAAAACAUUGAAACAGAGAGGAACUGUGCAAAGGUUCGUGCACCACAGAUUGUCAAAAACAUUGAAACAGAGCAGAACUGUGCAAAGAUUCGUGCAUCACAGAUUGUCAACACCGACCGACCAGAGCAGAACUGUGCAAAAGUGGACGAUUCAACUGAAACACAGAUUUUAGACAGAGUCGAAACGCAGCAAAAUCAUACCAAAGUCAGGUGGACAGACCUGGUCAAAACGUCAGCUGAUCGAAAAAUAUUGCUUGUGACACAAUUUCUGACCGCUGCUAGGAUUCUCUGUGGGAGUAUUUCUGUGUCUACCUACAUCAACCUGCUUCUGACAAACGAUUCUCAAAACAGUUUGACCAGUUCUCAAAAUUUGAGUGACAGUUUGACAAGGUUUUUGACCAAUUCGUCUAAUGAUUCUCAGAAUUUGACUGACGGUUUGACAAGGCUUUGGCCCAAUCUGACUAACGAUCCUCAAAAUUUGACUGACGGUUUGACAAGGUUUUUGAUCAAUUCGUCGACUGAUUCUCAAAAUUUGACAAGGCUUUUGACCAAUUCGAAUAACAGUUUGACCGAUUCUCAAAAUUUGACCAACAGUUUGACCGAUUCUCAAAAUUUGCCUAACAGUUUCACAAGGUUUUUGACCAAUUCGACUAACAAUUCUCAAAAUUUGACUAAUAUUUUGACAAGGCUUUUGACAAAUUCAACCAACAGUUCGACUGAUUCUCAAAAUUUGAUGAACAAUUCUACAAGCGUGACAACAAUAAUCUAUGGAACAGUGACCUUGGUGACUAUAAUUUCCGCCAGCUUUCUAGUAGAUGUGGUGGGUAGACGAGUUCUGCUAUUGGUGUCCAGCGGGGGAGCAUUUUUGGCCAACUUUUGUUGCGCACUGUACUUCUACCACCCACCACUCCUCGACACAACACUACCCCUCUCUUUUCUCCUCACAGGGUUCACGUUUUUCUUCUCACUCGGACUGGGACCUGUGACACAGACUGUGCAGUCAGAACUGUUACCCUCGCAUACCCGGGGUUUGGGCAAUGUGGUGUCUCUAGUCAAUGUAACGUUGACCGGCUUGGUGACUUUGCGCUGCUACCAGAUAGUGGUUGACCAGAUUGGAAUCUACGCGAAUUUCGUGAUUUAUGCGGCGGUGUGUGCGUUGUGUUUUGUUUUUGUGCUGAUUUUUGUGCCCGAGACUAGAGGAAAGUCUUUGUUGGAAAUUAGGAGACAUUUUAUUGAUGAAGCGAGAGAGAGAAUACAGGUGACUAAGUUCUAGAAAAAGAUAAAAUAUAUUCAACAGCUUUAGUAACCUC
Molecule: messenger RNA, 2404 nt
Organism: Nilaparvata lugens (brown planthopper)
Lineage: Eukaryota; Metazoa; Arthropoda; Insecta; Hemiptera; Delphacidae
Exons: 6
Coding region: 340-2367 (675 amino acids)
Biological process (GO): transmembrane transport
Cellular component (GO): membrane
Molecular function (GO): transmembrane transporter activity
Source: RefSeq, a predicted model, not a curated record